UCUUCCACAAAGCUUCGAAAUCCCUCGAAAUUUAGAAUUUGAAUUUCUAGGGUUUGGAGCGGGUGGGGAUUGGGAUGGAUUUGCUGAGAUUUUGAUUGAAAGAUGUUGUCUUGCGAUCUCCAAGCUCGUCUCCUUUCAAGCGGGAAAUCCCCUGCUCUUGCUUUCUCUGUUUCCUCUCCAUUUUUAAACCGUCGAAUUGAAUUCAGAAGGUCUUCGAUUGAUUUAAGAUUUGAAAUCAUAUCUUCAAGAUUGAAGUUAUCGAGAGGAAGCGUUAGAGCACAGGCGUCAAAUGUCAAUAUUGGAGCUGGAGGUUAUGAUGGGUCAGGAGAGAUUGAAAAUACCAGGAAUCCUGCAGAUAACACAUCCGGAAAAACCUCUUCUGAAUUGGGAAAGCAAUUUUCUGGAUUUCGUUAUCUACUUUCUAUUUCAGGAGUCCUACUUGGAUGCUCACUAGUGUUUUCACUUGUUGCUUUCGCAAAGAUUGGCCCUUCUGCUCUUAUGUCCGCACUAGCAAAAUCAGGCUUCACUGCUGCAUUCACAUUGAUAUUUGUUUCUGAGAUUGGAGACAAGACAUUUUUCAUCGCAGCCUUGUUGGCUAUGCAAUAUGACAAAGCACUGGUUUUACUUGGGUCCAUGGGUGCUCUUUCCCUUAUGACAAUCUUAUCCGUCAUAAUAGGCCGGGUUUUCCAGUCUGUACCUGCACAGUUCCAGACAAGUAGGUAUGCGGCAGUGGCACUUCUUACAUUCUUCGGUUACAAGUCAAUAAAAGAUGCAUGGGAGCUUCCAUCAGUUGAGAAGAAGCACAGCGGAGAUAGCCCUGGAUUGGGAGAGCUUGUAGAAGCUGAGGAGCUUGUGAAGGAAAAGGUUGCCAAGAAACUAACCAGCCCUCUUGAGGUUGUCUGGGAGUCCUUCAGCCUUGUAUUCUUUGCAGAAUGGGGUGAUCGCUCAAUGCUGGCUACAAUUGCACUUGGUGCUGCCCAGUCUCCUUGGGGAGUAGCUGGCGGAGCCAUUGCCGGACACCUAGUUGCAACAGCAAUUGCUGUUAUAGGCGGAGCACUUCUGGCUAAUUAUAUCUCAGAAAAAGUGGUUGGAUAUUUGGGUGGAGUUUUGUUUCUGAUUUUUGCCAUUGCUACACUGCUGGGUAUUUUCUGAUAAUUGAAGCAGAGACAAGUAGAAGAAGAGCAGGUGUGCCAUUAAAUUGUACACUUCUUUUUGGGUUUAUUGUUAGCCAAACAAGUAAUAACCCUAGGAAAAGAUCAAAUAAUGUCUUUUUUUUUUGUAUAAUCAAUUAAACUUUAUUUAUGUUCCACAUUAUGCAUCCUUCUCUUUUUCGAGACUCAAAUUUGUAACUGUUUAUUGUGUUUCUAUUAACAUUUGUUAAUGUUUAUUCAACAUUUUAUUUUUGUAAAUCAGUUAUUCUUUUAUUAACGUUGCAAUAAAUCUUCUGCCAAGUUUGUACU
Messenger RNA from Dioscorea cayenensis subsp. rotundata (Guinea yam), 1460 nucleotides. Its product is annotated as protein PAM71-homolog, chloroplastic. Gene Ontology annotation, molecular function: manganese ion transmembrane transporter activity; calcium ion transmembrane transporter activity. Gene Ontology annotation, biological process: manganese ion transmembrane transport; Golgi calcium ion transport; Golgi calcium ion homeostasis. The record is from RefSeq and is a predicted model, not a curated record. Gene Ontology annotation, cellular component: chloroplast; Golgi apparatus. Lineage: Eukaryota; Viridiplantae; Streptophyta; Magnoliopsida; Dioscoreales; Dioscoreaceae.